AUGGCAUUCAUGAAACGGAAGACCGUCAAAUUUUUAGUUGAUAUACAGAUAUGCAAUUUAACCGAUGUGCCUUUAGUGAACGCAGUGAUCUUCGCGAAACUUCGCUUAUUAGAAGGAGGAUCGUUUGAAGAUACAACGGAAAGAGUCGAAGUUGACAAUCAUUGCGCUUCAUUCUCCCAUCGAACGGUUUUUUCAUGUCGAAUACCUUGUGACCAAGCGUCCGGAACACUUGAAAAAUGCCUUUGUCGAGUUUCGAUUCGAAAGGAGCAAAAAGGCGGCAAAUCGUUCUAUAAGCUCGGAUAUGUUGAUAUCAACUUGUCCGAGUUUGCUGCGUCAGGUGUUGAGGGCAUUUCUAGGUCCUACUUGUUAAAUGGUUACACUACUAAUCAACGAUUAGAUAAUUCAAAAGUCUGUGUCAAAGUUGUAAUGUGUCAUCAGAGUGCGGACCCAUUCUUUCGAGUACCUCGCAACAAUCAUUUGGGAGGCGUUGAAGAUGGUUCCUUGAAUCCUGAAGCUUAUAAAGCAUUAGAUGUCGCCGAUGAUGAUUCAGAUGAGGCUCUGGCUUUGCCAAGUAAAACAACUAAUGAAGAAUGUACAAGCUAUGGAAGUUCAUCGAUGCCUGAAGAUGGUCAACCUGUUGAAAGAAAAAACACUCAUGUACAGAAUAAAGACCAAAUUGCUGUUCAAUUGCGGAGGUUCAGUCAGGAUCGAUCAGCUCAGCGGAUUCAGAACACCCGGAUUGAUGCUGAUGGCGUUAUCGAUAAGGUGAUUGCCGAAUGCCGAAUAUCGCAACAGGAAACGUUUCCAAAUGACAAUCAAGGACUAUCAUUGGAGAAAUUCUUGGAUCGAAAUGGGAAGCCGCUGCUGAGCAAGUACGCCAACAAACGCUUCUCGUACACCUCCGAGCAUAUUCGCGACGAGUCUGUCUAA
Molecule: messenger RNA, 930 nt
Organism: Caenorhabditis bovis
Lineage: Eukaryota; Metazoa; Nematoda; Chromadorea; Rhabditida; Rhabditidae
Source: the annotation of a GenBank genome assembly